Echinostoma caproni is the source of this 656-nucleotide messenger RNA. The record is from the annotation of a GenBank genome assembly. Lineage: Eukaryota; Metazoa; Platyhelminthes; Trematoda; Plagiorchiida; Echinostomatidae.
GUGCACGGGAUUUCGAGGUACGAGGUGCCUGUUGUCCUAUACGUAUCAGAGUACGCACAUCAAAAGUGGCUAGUUUGAAUUUACAUCGGGGACGACGAAGGGCUUCCACCGAUGGUGGGAAUUGGAUGGUAGCCGAGGCUGUGCCAAAUUGCUCUGAAUCACAGGAUGUCCUUGAAAAAAGUAGACCGUCUUCAACGUCCGAUGGUCAACUGGAAACUAAUUCUCUGACCGAUCAAACUGUUGUAUCGACAGUGACAACUACAACCGCAUCUGAAACUACUCAGUCCCAACCUGUCCCAGAUUCGGAUUCGAAUCUGACUGCUCCUGUCCAGUCCGUCCCUGAUUUUCAAAUCACUCCGGAUGUGCAGCCUAAAAUGGACUGUACUAGCGAUAACGAUGGUAGCAUCCUCGUUGAACCGGAGAGACAGAGCAACCGGGAUGUCGUGGAAGAGGAUGAACUGGAUCUGGAGGAUCGUCCAUUGACCGUAGAUAUGCCUCAUGAAUCAGAGAUGGUCGCCGGUGAUGCGGACAUACUCAAAUCCUCUCCGAAACCAGCCCCCACUCCAAUGGAAUGUGAAUCCUCAGAACUAGCGGUUGAUGAUAUAGGUAUGUUCUUCUGUGAAGGGUUCUUCGUUAGUAAUCCACAAUACCCGUAA